AUGGAACUUAAUUUAUUACACCUUCAGAGACAAUUAUCGCAACAAGAAUGCCUUGCUGAGUUACUGUCUGUUUUCGGCAACGAAGCGCCACAUCAUUCGACAAUUUCCCGUUGGUAUGGAGAAUUCAAACAUGGACGGGUGAGUCUUAGCGCCGAUCCCAGGGUGGGUGCACCAAAAACGGCAGUCACCCAGCAAAACUUCGAUGCUGUGCGCAAACUCAUCAUUGAAGAUAGACAUGUGGCAAAUCGCGAGAUUGAGGUGUCCUUGAAGAUCUCAAAGACCUCAAUUCAAAAAAUCUUACAUGAAGAAUUAGGAGUAAGAAAAUUAGUUUCUCGUUGGAUACCCCACCUGUUGACUGACGAGCAGAAAGCAGCCAGGGUUAAUUGGUGUCAAAAAACGCUUGACCGUUUCAAUUCCGGAAACUCAAAAAAUGUGUACAGCUUUUUUAUUGGUGAUGAAUCGUGGGUUUACUGUUAUGAACCAGAAAAUAAACGACAGUCGGCAGUUUGGGUGUUCCAAGGUGAAGAAAAGCCAACAAAAGUCAUCCGUUCUCGAACAGGUCAUAUUGCAACAAUUCCUCUUAAUAAGCAAAGAACUGUUACUGCGGAUUGGUAUACCACCAUUUCUUUGCCAAAAGUCACCACCGAGCUUCGAAAAAUCAACCCCGAAAGAAGAAUCAUCCUCCACCAACACAAUGCAAGCUCGCACACAGCCCAAAAAACAAGGCAGUAUUUAACGGAAGAAACCGUGGAAUUAUUGGACCAUCCUCCAUAUAGUCCCGAUCUAAGUCCUAACGAUUUCUUUACUUUCCCGAAAAUUAAAAACAGGCUGCGUGGUCAAAGGUUCCAGUCACCAAAAGAACCAGUUGACGCAUUCAAAAAUGCCGUUUUGGAUCUGCCAACAAACGAGUGGAAUAAGUGCUUAGAAAACUGGUUCGAGCGCAUGCAGAUGUGUAUUAAUCUUCGUGGAGAAUACUUCGAAAAACAAUAAAGUCAUUUAAAAC
Molecule: messenger RNA, 1003 nt
Organism: Acanthoscelides obtectus
Lineage: Eukaryota; Metazoa; Arthropoda; Insecta; Coleoptera; Chrysomelidae
Source: the annotation of a GenBank genome assembly